AUGACACUUGGUCACUUUGUUCGGGUAGCAGCUAGUUCCAUCCAAUUCCUGCCCGUACCCGUAUCCAACGGUCAUCAUCGGCUAGCUUCCUUGGUCGUGAAACGGACAUUCGCAUCCUCUUCUAUCAUGGCAAACUGUGUGCGGGAAAUCGAAGGUGACCUCUUCAGCGCGCCCAAGGAUCACUCGCUGGCACACUGCGUUGCAGCUGAUUUAAAGAUGGGUGCCGGAAUAGCGGUCAGGUUUAAGCAGCUGUACGGAAAGGUUGAUGAACUGAAGGCACAAAACGUUGGCGUUGGAGGUGUGGCCGUACUAGCGGAUGGGCCGCAACGAUACGUGUACUAUCUAAUUACCAAGAAAACGUACAACCUGAAGCCUACGUACGACGAUCUGACCAAAUCAUUGCACGCCAUGAAAGAGCACAUGUCGGCGAACGGUGUUGGAAAGCUGGCCAUUCCACGCAUCGGGUGCGGGAUUGAUGGACUCGAGUGGGACAAGGUAAAGGAUAUCCUGAACAACGUUUUUGGCGAGAAUGGAGCCUACGAAAUCGUUGUCUACAACUUUGUUCCAAAGUAA
Molecule: messenger RNA, 573 nt
Organism: Anopheles maculipalpis
Lineage: Eukaryota; Metazoa; Arthropoda; Insecta; Diptera; Culicidae
Product: ADP-ribose glycohydrolase OARD1-like
Exons: 1
Coding region: 1-573 (190 amino acids)
Biological process (GO): peptidyl-glutamate ADP-deribosylation
Source: RefSeq, a predicted model, not a curated record